Molecule: messenger RNA, 2079 nt
Organism: Mucor mucedo
Lineage: Eukaryota; Fungi; Mucoromycota; Mucoromycetes; Mucorales; Mucoraceae
Product: Not1 N-terminal domain, CCR4-Not complex component-domain-containing protein
Exons: 9
Coding region: 82-1851 (589 amino acids)
Biological process (GO): regulation of DNA-templated transcription; nuclear-transcribed mRNA poly(A) tail shortening
Cellular component (GO): nucleus; CCR4-NOT core complex; P-body
Source: RefSeq, a predicted model, not a curated record
UUUAUUUUUGUUUUCUUCAUUCUUUGGCAAUACCAAGACGGAAGAUAGAAAGCACAACGAUAAAUAGCAUUAUAUUUUACAAUGUCAAUGAAAAAACUACAGGCCGAGAUCGACCGGGUCUUGAAGAAAGUGAGCGAAGGCGUUGAUACCUUUGAAACCAUUUAUGAAAAGAUUCAGUCAACGGCCAAUCCGAAUCAAAAAGAAAAGUAUGAGCAAGAUUUAAAAAAGGAAAUUAAGAAACUCCAACGUUUGCGUGAUCAAAUAAAGACUUGGCUAUCUUCAAAUGAGAUUAAAGACAAGACGACAUUAUUAGAUAAUCGUAAGCUGAUAGAAACUGAAAUGGAAAGAUUCAAAAAUGUUGAACGUGAAAUGAAGACAAAAGCCUUUUCAAAAGAGGGAUUGCUGCAAAGAGAAAGAAUGGACCCCAAAGAAAAGGAGAAAGCAAACGCGUGUGAUUGGAUUUCAAAUACAGUCGAUGAAUUAUCACAACAAAUCGAAAUGGCUGAGGCAGAACUAGAAAAUUUACAAGGAACUACCAGAAAGGGAAAGAAAGAUCAUGCAAAAUUGGAGAGAGCAGGUGAUUUGGAACAUUUUAUCGAGAGGGAUCGAUGGCAUAUCAAUCGAUUGGAACUUAUCUUACGACUGCUGGAAAAUGAUCAACUUUCAACUGAUCAGGUUGUUGCAAUCCAAGAUGAUGUCCAGUAUUAUAUUGACUGCAAUCAGGAACCAGAUUUUGAGGAGGACGAGCUAGUGUAUGACGACCUGAAUCUUGAAGAAGAAGAAGAAAUGUACAAUGUGGGUAUAGAGGAGCACUACACGAAUGAGGAAGAGAAGUCUAAGAAAUCAAAGGAGAAAGAUGCUUUGGAUGAUGUCUCGUCGCUAUCAUCAUCUACAAGGACAAAUAACAAAACAGUAACAUCAGGCAGUCCAGCUAGCUCAAAAUCAACAAUAUCAGGUAGUCCAGUGAAAACACUAACAAGUGUGCCGCCGCUUAAAUCCCCGGAAAGCUCUAGCAAUACAACAGAAACAACACCAAACGCAACACCUAUUUCUGUAUCAGCAACUUUAAAAAGUUAUCAAGCACCAGGGUUGAACAGUCCGACAUCCAUAAAAGAAAAAGUGCAAUCGACGCGAGUUGCUGUGCCAUCAGCCUGGGCAGAACCGAUCAAAAUUGUGGACCAAGCCAAAUCGACACCACCGUUAGAAAACGCUUCGAUGGAAACCAAUAAAGCGCAAAGGGCGAUGUCUUCUUCGGCGCCUGGUGCGCAAGUAAACAACCUAUCUGGAUUUGCUAAAGCCCUUCCAUUGGAUACAUCAUUAUCCCAGCAACAGGGAGCAGAAGCUGAAUCAAGACUACCGACAUCGUUGGCUGAUCUUGCUUCAUCGUUCGAAGCAAUCAAAAAUAAAGCUGUCGGUAAUGAGGAUACCCAUUACACUAAUCGGAUGUUAGAUGCAAGUUUGCAAUUUGUUCCAGACCUGAUAGACUCUGAAAGGCCAAAAGUGUAUCAAGCCCAAACUCCCCAACUAACACCGGCAUACUAUCCUCAACAGCCAUUGGCAAUUUUUGAUAAUCCAAGUCUUUUUGAAAAGUUUGACAUGGAUGCAUUAUUUUUUAUAUUUUACUACCAACAAGGUACAUACCAACAGUAUUUGGCUGCAAAAGAAUUGAAAAAACAAUCUUGGCGAUUUCAUAAGAAAUAUUUGACCUGGUUCCAAAGGCAUGAAGAACCAAAAACCAUCACUGAUGAAUAUGAACAAGGGACCUAUAUAUAUUUUGAUUAUGAAGGUGCUUGGUGUCAAAGAAAAAAGACCGAAUUUAGAUUUGAAUAUCGUUAUCUGGAAGAUGCAUAAUCAUAUAUUUAUUUCAUAUUGUAUUAUUUUUUCUUUUUCAUAAAAAGAAAUCAUUCUAAUAUACAGCUUCUCAGCUUUUAUGAGCCUUUUCCGAUUUAUUUUCCGGUAAAAGAUCAUUUCUCGUGUUUUGACGCUGUCGAUGUUCUUUAUUAAAACGCCACCCAUUAAUAUGUUUAAUAUUGUUCUUUACUAACUAAUCAUUUUACGAGCGUCGAGACGAGAUGCCUG